UUUCCCACUGAAUCAAAAAAACCAAAACGUUUUCAAAAUUAUUUUUAUUUACGAUUGCGCCACCGAAUUAAACAAACAAAAUAAAAAACUCUCUCUCCGGUACACCAAUCCCGUAGAGAGAGAAAUUUCUUUCCACCGUUCUCAGUUACAGUUAUCAGAUUCUAGAGAGAGAAAUUAAAUAAUUAAAAUAAACUUCAACUAGAGCAAUGGAAGUUUUAGGGUUUUGUGACUGAAGAAAGAAGAAAGAAGAAAAACGGUUAUUGUGAUUGACUUCGAUGGAAAUGCCUGCGAGAAGAUCUAAUUACUCGGUACUGAGUCAAGUUCCGGACGAUCCGUUUUCGUAUGCCGCCGGCGGUAGUGCUCCGUCGACUUCGAGCGACGGGAAAGCGAGCCGUGGCGGAAAGAUGGAUAGAGGUUUAGGUUUUGAUUGGGAGUUAGUUGGCGAUCAUAGGUUGACUCAGCAAGGGAACAAUCGGAUCGGGAAUUUGUACUCUUCUAUCGGGUUACAGAGGCAAUCGAGCGGGAGUAGUUACGGUGAAAGCUCGUUGUCUGGUGGAGGGGAGUACUAUGCGCAGACGCUGUCGACGGCGGCGGCUAGUGAGGUGGAUGCAUUUGGAUAUUUGCAGGAGGAUGGAUUUAAGGUUGGUGAGGUGAGGAAUCAGUUGUCUGAGGGGCCGGGGUGGACGGGUGGAUCUUCCGGGAAGAGCUGGGCGCAGCAGACGGAGGAGAGUUAUCAGUUGCAGCUUGCGUUGGCGUUGAGGCUGUCGUCGGAUGCUACUUGUGCGGAUGAUCCGAAUUUUCUGGAUCCGGUGCCGGAAGAAGGUUCUUUGAGGUUAUCGUCUUCGCCGGAGGCUUUGUCUCAUAGAUUCUGGGUGAAUGGCUGCCUAUCGUACUCUGAUAAAAUCCCCGAUGGAUUUUACUUAAUUCAUGGGAUGGAUUCCUAUGUCUGGACUGUGUGCACUGAUCUGCAGGAAAACAGCCGAAUCCCAUCAGUUGAUACUCUAAAGUCUGUGCAUCCCCGCAUCGAUUCUUCCCUUGAAGUAGUUUUAGUGGAUCGGCACCAUGAUGCCAGCUUGAGAGAACUGCAAAACAUAGUUCAAGACAUUUCUUGUAGCAGCAUAACAACAACAGAGGUUGUGGAUCAGCUUUCGAAGCUGGUUUGCAACCGCAUGGGGGGUUCAGCUUCUGCUGGGGAGGAUACAUUUCUUUCUUUCUGGAGAGAUUGCAGUAAUAACCUGAAAGAUUGCUUAGGAUCUGUUGUUUUUCCCAUAGGUAGUCUAUCUGUUGGCCUCUGCAGGCAUCGUGCCAUAUUAUUCAAAGUACUAGCUGAUGCCAUUGAUUUACCAUGUCGAAUUGCAAAGGGAUGUAAAUAUUGCAAAAGAGAUGAUGCUUCUUCUUGUCUUGUUCGAUUUGGGCUUGAGAGGGAAUAUCUUGUUGAUUUAAUUGGGAAGCCAGGACACUUAUGCGAACCUGAUUCUUUGCUGAACGGUCCAUCUUCCAUCUCAUUUUGUUCACCCUUGCGCUUUCCAAGACUUAAAUCAGCUGAAACUACAAUUGAUUUCAGGUCACUUGCCAAACAGUAUUUCUCAGACUGUUUAUCUCUUGAGCUUUUCUUCGACAACAGUUCUGCAGAACAGUUCGAUGGGAAAUGCAAUGAAAGGAAUAACCUUAAGCCAAUUUCGAGUGACAUUAACAGAAGUUCUCAACUUCCUUUGUAUCCGCAAUCUGCUCUUCCGAGCACACAUGAUCAAGCUUCUGAAACAUAUAUGUUAUGUAACCCUCCUCAGAACUAUAUAGACUCGACAACUGUGGGCAAGUAUCCACCUCCUUUAAAGCAUAAGCGUCCUGUUUAUAUUGCCAAUGAUGAUGUCAUUGAGGGUAGGAGGUUUGUCGAAGGAAGUCAACUGAUUCCUAGCAAGCCUACUCGAGAAGUUGCCUUUGACAUGGAGGAUUUAGCUAUACCCUGGAAUGAUCUUAAUUUAAAAGAAAAAAUAGGAUCAGGUUCUUUUGGAACUGUGCAUCGUGCUGAGUGGAAUGGCUCGGAUGUUGCUGUGAAAAUUUUGAUGGAGCAAGAUUUUCAUGCUGAACGCUUCAAAGAAUUCAUGAGGGAGGUUGCAAUAAUGAAACAUUUGCGGCAUCCAAACAUUGUUUUAUUAAUGGGGGCAGUCACUCAACCUCCUAACUUAUCAAUUGUCACAGAAUAUUUAUCAAGGGGUAGCUUAUAUAGGCUGUUGCAUAGACCUGGUGCCAAGGAAGUUUUGGAUGAAAGGCGUAGGCUUAGUAUGGCUUACGACGUGGCAAAGGGGAUGAAUUAUCUUCACAAACGCAAUCCCCCAAUUGUUCAUAGAGAUCUGAAAUCUCCAAAUCUUCUUGUUGACAAGAAAUACACUGUGAAGGUUUGUGAUUUUGGGCUUUCCCGCUUAAAGGCCAAUACAUUUCUCUCUUCCAAGUCAGCUGCUGGGACUCCUGAGUGGAUGGCUCCAGAAGUUCUUCGUGACGAGCCAUCAAAUGAGAAGUCUGAUCUUUACAGCUUUGGGGUAAUCAUGUGGGAGCUUGCAACAUUGCAACAGCCGUGGGGUAAUUUGAAUCCAGCACAGGUUGUUGCUGCUGUUGGCUUCAAGGGAAAAAGGCUCGAGAUCCCACGAGAGUUGAAUCCCCAAAUAGCUGCAAUAAUUGAGGCUUGCUGGGCCAAUGAGCCCUGGAAACGCCCUUCUUUUGCCAGCAUUAUGGAUUCUUUGAGGUCAUUACUCAAACCCCCUACACCUCAACCUGGUAUUCCAAACAUGCCGCCUCUCACCUGAAUAGCUGGAACGCCAAGUUGUUCUUCAUGCACAUACACAGGAUUUUAUUGGUUUUGAUGUCUAACAGGAUUAUACCGUUUUAAGUGGUCAUAGGUACGUGCCAAAUUCCGUAACAGUCUUAACACAACACUAAAUCUAGCUUUGGCAUAGUGUUUCUCUGCUCGUGUUGCAGGGUAAGGGGAAUACUAUCUAUUUGCAAUCGGAUAUAUAUGAUAUUCUGAUUAUUAUAGUUGUAGUGUUUAACUAUUAUUUGAUUUGGUUUAACUAAGAUGUGAAUUGUAAUCAUCAUGCUGAAUGUGUUAAAAAAACUGAGGUUUUGUGGUGGCUUAUAGCGUGUUCAACUUCUUGUGGUCAAACUAAUGGUUGUUCAUGUUUUUUU
Vicia villosa (hairy vetch) is the source of this 3180-nucleotide messenger RNA. Its product is annotated as serine/threonine-protein kinase CTR1. The coding region runs from base 276 to 2801 and encodes 841 amino acids. Gene Ontology annotation, biological process: protein phosphorylation. The record is from RefSeq and is a predicted model, not a curated record. The transcript has 15 exons. Gene Ontology annotation, molecular function: ATP binding; protein kinase activity. NCBI's taxonomy places the organism in Eukaryota, Viridiplantae, Streptophyta, Magnoliopsida, Fabales, Fabaceae.